This is a messenger RNA of Cryptococcus amylolentus CBS 6039, 923 nucleotides long. RefSeq lists its product as hypothetical. Gene Ontology annotation, molecular function: protein binding. Bases 128 to 799 code for a protein of 223 amino acids. The transcript is spliced from 12 exons. The record is from RefSeq and is a predicted model, not a curated record. Lineage: Eukaryota; Fungi; Basidiomycota; Tremellomycetes; Tremellales; Cryptococcaceae.
CACUAAUAUCAUUUGAGAAUAACUUGAUCCUACAAGGGUACCCUCUUGCAAAUCGCUUUUACUUUGCCGAAUAUCUCUGGUCGCCACUGUCCCUCACCGCAAGAACCUCAAUUACAAAGACGCCGAAAUGUCUGACGCCCGAUUACGUCGUGUCCAGAAAGAGAUCAAGGACUGUGCAAAGGACAAGACGAGUGGUAUCGCCAUCGAGAUGAUUGACGAGAACCCUUUCCAUCUUGUUGGCGCUUUUCCUGGUCCCCCCGACACACCAUAUGAAGGAGGUUAUUACGAGGUCGACAUUGUCAUUCCCGAUACAUAUCCGUUUCAGCCCGUCAAGAUGAAGUUCAUAACGAAGGUGUACCAUCCCAACGUUUCAUCUGCUAGCGGCGCGAUCUGUCUCGACAUUCUUAAAGAUGCCUGGUCACCUGUCCUUACCCUGAAAUCCACUCUCAUAUCCCUCCAAUCCCUCCUCUGCGAACCCAUUCCCAACGACCCUCAAGAUGCCCAAGUAGCCAAGCACUAUCUCUCCGACCGCGCAUCGUUCAACGACACAGCCAAGCACUGGGCUCACGCUUAUGCUCAAGCCCCAGCGGGGAAGAGCCAGGGUGGAGCUGCGGGUAGCGGGAAGAAGGCGACCGAUGCUGAGUUGGCUGGAUUGACUGAGGAGAAUGUUGCGUCGUUCACGGACAUGGGUUUCCCCAGGGAUCGAGUGAUUCAAGUGUUGAAGAGCAAGAACUACCGUGGCAACAACGUCAAUCCUGCCAACUACAACACUGUGCUCGAGGAACUUUUGAGGGAGUAGACGACUGUACAAUGGGGGCUAGGGAGCGGUCGCGAACGCAAGUGCAGCAUUCAUAGUCACGGACCCUUCAUGUAGCAUCAAGAACGUAUCGUUUCACCAGGGCAACGGAUGAAGAGAGGGGUGA